AUGGAUAUUCAACAACAGCCUACCAAUCGUGCUAUUCCGGUUAAAAUUCUUUAUACACUCGACAAUGGAUUAACAACAUUCAUUUCGCGAUCGCCAACACCUCAAGACGUCAAAGUUGUUUAUACGCGUGAUCAACACCCUUUAGGAAUAAUUGAUAUAGCUCUAUGUUUACAAUCCAUUUCUGAAUCAUCGCCCGAAAUAAUUUCUAAUUUAAAAUUUUGUGAUUAUGCUGUUUACUCUACUGAUUACUCAGAAGCUGAACUACCUUUAGUAGGUCAUGGGAUGUUUUCAUGGAUAUACCUUAUGACAUCAGAAAAACAGACACAGACUCAACCUUUAUUUUCUUCUGUUAAAGAACAACUAAUGGCUCGAAAUAGAGCUCCAGCUGUAUCUUCUUCAGAUGAAAUAGAAAUUCCUUCUUCUAGACUGGCUGUGGGUCGAAUAUGUACAAACAUUUUGUCGUUGUUUUCAGGAACUGGACGUGAAACCUUAGAGGUAAGACUAAAAUUUGUUCAGGUUGAAAAUUUUACUCAAGAGCAGUACAUAACUUCCAUCAAUCUUUACAGAACACUAGGAAAAAUUCUUCCUAAAAACUUUGAUCAUCCAUCUUGGAUGAAUUUGGUUACUCAACAUAAUUUAUUGGAGAGAUAUUUAUCUUCGGCAAAGUCACUCAUUUCACGAGAUGAUCCAAUAACCAAUCGUCUCCUUAAUAAAUGUCCUAAAAAGCCCAUUAUAUCCAAUUACCAGAAAAAUUCUAUACCAACAAACAAAAAUCUUGGUCCAGAUGAACGUUUGGUUAAGAGACAAAGAUCUGAAUCACCAUCACCACAAGCUAAAAGUACAGGUGAUUCUGACAUGACGUUAAACCUCCUUAACUCAUUGGGCCCUUCUAGUACUUUGUAUUUUAGUGAGCCUGCUACAUCCCCGAUCAUGUCUUCUAAUUAUUUAGAAACAGAUAUCAGUGUUUGCAAUUCAUCUCCAGCCUCUCAAAUGUCAUUUUCAAAACCUACCUAUUCAGCUAUCUCUUCUACAUCGGAGCAAUCACGCUUAGUAGAUGAACCUUAUACCCCUAAUUUAAUUUCACAAUCUCCGUUUAGCGAUUCAACGAGUUCCAAUAACCAAUUGAAUAUAACUGGAAAAUCUUCUACGCAAUCUGCAAAACGAAAAACCCAACGCAGAUUAAAUGUAAAAGAAAUUCCAGAACUAAAGUACUGCGAAAAUUGUGGACAGCUUGAAACAACAGCUUGGCGUCGCAUUGGUAGUACCAUAAACGGUGUUGAAAAAGAGUUUCAUUUAUGCAAUCCUUGUGGAAUUUGGCUUCAAAAUAAGGGGUCAAUGCGUCCAAUGGGCCGAUGGGGCAAAGAAAAAGAGAAUAAUCACCAUGGUGAAACAGAGCCAGCUCAUAACUCUGUUCUUUUGACACCGGCUUCAAGUUCAUCCAUAUCAGCUACUUCGAAUUCUUUAAUCAGUUCAUCAAACCAGAAGCCCAAGAAACCCAUAAAAAAAACUGCUAUUAGAUUGACCUCAAAUUCAGCUACAACAGAGGGGAACGAACCAGCAGAACGAGCAGUAAUCAGUACAAAUAUUGCAGAAAUGUUAGCAGCUAAUUCAGAAAGAAAGAAAAAAUCGAGAAAUACCAUCGAGGCCUUAAAUAAUAGAGAAGGAAGCAACAACUCUAUGAUUGAAGAUUAUAAGGAAUCAAAUAAGGAUUCUGGCAAAGUUUGCACUACCAAAAAAACCAUUAAUGAUUCUUUGGAAGAUUUGGAUUCAAAAACUACUGGUAACGAUGCUCGAUUCAUUAGCAUUGCCCCCAAAAAUAUUAAAAAUAUUGGCAAGGCACCUCCAAAACCUCUUAACCGACGUAUGAAAAAGCCUGACGUUAUUUCUUCAGACGUUUCUUCUAAUACAUCGCCCUCGGAUCCAACCGAUGCACAACCUAAGCGCGCUAAAAGAAAAUAUACAAAGCGAUCAAAUAAUAACAAGGAACCUUCUCAGGUCGAAAAGGAGACAUCAUCACCAAAGGGGGAUGAAUCUUCUGAUUCAAAAUCUAUUGAACAAGAGGAAAGAACCCCAGAGAAUAAAGGGGAUGAGGUAAAAAUAGGAGCUGGCUCUUCAUUACCUCUUGAGCAACUCUCUGAAUAUCCUACAACACCAAAAUGCUAUACUAAUUCUGGUGAAGGAUCUAGAGUUACUACCCCGAUUAAAUUGCUACAAGCAGCAGGACUGACUUCGCCAAAUCUUUCACCUUCAAGCUGGAUCACACAACUAUUUUCUUCACCAGGAAAUAAAAAGUUUAUGCGAAAGACAUCUCCUUUACCAAGUCUUGUGGAAUCGUCUGAAUUGGACAAACGGACUUUGUACUCUGAGUCAGCUCUUGAUCAACCUUUAAAUUUUCACCAAGAUGUUAACUUUGAAGAACUUGCUCGUGAAAUUGGUAUUGGAACAGACUUUCACCACACGCAAAGUAAUAACAAGCUCGACUUAGUGCCUUUUUUUGAAAUUCCUCUUUUACACGAAAAAAACAAUAAUCAGGGUUCUGAGAUUUUAAACAGGGAAAAUGAGAAAAUACACACACAUGAAUGUAUGUCAAACUUAUUGGGAAAAGAAGAUGGAAUUACAUCAAAACCUGGAGAUCUCGACAAGAUUCAACUAAAAGAGCAACAACCUUUAAGAUCUUCCAUUCCAAAUUUAAAUGAGCUGGAUCAAAUUAUUUUAGACGCGCCUCAGCGAAAAGGGAUGACUCUACCAUCUUCCCCACCCCGUCCGGAUUAUAAUAAUAAUGAUGACUGGAGUGAUAAUCUGAGUGAUGGAGAGAACUAA
Messenger RNA from Magnusiomyces paraingens, 2820 nucleotides. RefSeq lists its product as uncharacterized. The transcript has a single exon. Gene Ontology annotation, biological process: silent mating-type cassette heterochromatin formation; rDNA heterochromatin formation; regulation of transcription by RNA polymerase II. The record is from RefSeq and is a predicted model, not a curated record. The coding region runs from base 1 to 2820 and encodes 939 amino acids. Gene Ontology annotation, molecular function: sequence-specific DNA binding; zinc ion binding. Lineage: Eukaryota; Fungi; Ascomycota; Dipodascomycetes; Dipodascales; Dipodascaceae.